Mya arenaria is the source of this 1155-nucleotide messenger RNA. RefSeq names its product gamma-aminobutyric acid type B receptor subunit 2-like. Gene Ontology annotation, cellular component: membrane; G protein-coupled receptor heterodimeric complex. Gene Ontology annotation, molecular function: G protein-coupled GABA receptor activity. Gene Ontology annotation, biological process: G protein-coupled receptor signaling pathway; gamma-aminobutyric acid signaling pathway. The record is from RefSeq and is a predicted model, not a curated record. Bases 1 to 1155 code for a protein of 384 amino acids. Lineage: Eukaryota; Metazoa; Mollusca; Bivalvia; Myida; Myidae. The transcript is spliced from 9 exons.
AUGGGCCACCAGAAACUAGUAGGCAUAUCUGGGCGGGUCUCUUAUGCUCAGGGCGGUGCCGAUCCGGACAAGAGUGUGAUCAUACAGAGGGUUCAGGGUGGCAAGAGGGUUAAGGUUGGAAUCUACAAGACUCAUCUAGACCCUCAACGUAUUGAGUGGGAACCUGGUGCACUUCAGUGGAAAGAUGGCAACGUACCACGUGACUCGACGUUCGUCACUCACGUUGAAGUCGUACUUCCGGCAGAAGUGUACGUGACCAUGUGUACACUUGCAGCGUUGGGAAUCUUACUUGCAGUGUGUCUUUUUGCUUUUAAUGUGUACUUCCGGAACAACAAAAUCGUUAAGCUCUCCUCGCCAAAUAUAAACAACGUGCUGCUGUUGGGCUGUGUUCUCUGUUAUUCCACCGUGUUUAUAAAAACAACUGAAACUACAACUGGUAUUUUGUGUAAGAGUCGAGUGAUUGGCUUCUGCAUCGGCUUCACUACAACCUUUGGAGCUCUUUUCACUAAAACGUGGAGGGUCUAUCGAAUAUUUACCAACAAGAGACUUCUGAAACGGACUAUCAAAGACUACCAACUGUUAGCGGUGAUUGCGGGCCUCGUUAUGUUUGUCAUGUGUAUCGUUGUCGCCUGGGAAAUUGUUGGACCACAUGUCAUGGUCGUGAAAUAUCUAGAAAAUAAGAUCUUUAAAUUGGGACACGAUGAAGAGGUAUAUCCUUUUGUCCGGAUGUGUAUAUCCGAGUAUUCUAUCUACUUUUCUUGGAUCGUCUAUGUAGUCGAGGGGGCACUUCUAUCCUUCGGUGCAUUUUUAGCAUGGGAAACAAGACAUGUUAAAAUCCAAGCGUUGAAUGACUCGCACCAGAUUGGACUAUGUCUGUACAAUGUUGUUAUUUUGAGCGCCGUUGGACUCACCCUGUCCCUCCUUCUAGACGACAACGUCGUCAUGCUUUAUGGCAUUAACUCUGGCUGCAUCCUCAUUGGUACAACAGUAACGCAAAUGGUCGUGUUUAUUCCAAAGAUUCAUGCUGUAUAUGCGAGGAUUGAUGUAACCUCUGACCCCGUUGGUGGUCCUGGUCAGUCAGGAACUGACCGCUGUGGGGCCAGUAACAAGGGAACGGGGACCACUGCAUCAAGAAGUACAACACAGCCCGAUUAA